AUGAGCCUUCAGCUCGUUCAAAGUUACGAUUCAGACGAGGACGAAGCGCGUCUACGAAGCGCGGCUUUCGCGCAGGGAGGCGAUUCGUCGGAUUCGUCAGGCAGCGAAUCGGACGACGCGGAAGAUGCGGAGACAGAAGAAGCUUCGCGGAGCGGAGAGGAUAGCGGGGGUAAGGAAAACGCGGGAGGAGCGGCGACGGCCGGUAGGACUGCCGGAGGAGCGCAAGCGGCCGGUAGAAUAGGCGGCGUCAGACGAACGGCUGCUGGAUUUUUGCCGGAGAAAGGACCCUCUGGAUUGCCGUCCGCUGCAGCGGCGUUCGAAGCGGUGCGUGGUACUUCCAGACCGGUGGGAGGCGGGGAGGAAGGGAAGUGGGAAGGAAGAAAGAGGGGAGGGCCGGUGGGAGGAGAGGAGGAAGGGGG
Closterium sp. NIES-65 is the source of this 419-nucleotide messenger RNA. Lineage: Eukaryota; Viridiplantae; Streptophyta; Zygnematophyceae; Desmidiales; Closteriaceae. The record is from the annotation of a GenBank genome assembly.